AUGCCGCGGACUCUAUUGGAUGUUUUCCAUAUCAGGUCAGUGUCGUCAUAUAACACACACACCACGACGUUUCCAGUAGCUUCGUCAAUGUAUGCGCCCACCUACCCUCUCCGCCUCCUCCUCAACGUCGAUGCCUUUCACUCCAUCUUGCUCGUCUCCGGUCGUCAUUUGCGUCGCCUUGGAUGUCGCCCACAGCGAGUGUCCCCUCUCUGCUUGACCUCCCCGCCUUCUACAUACGCUCGCUCGCCGUUUCACGACUUUAUUGGGUGUUCUCAAUGUCGAUCGGGGGAGCGGCUUCUUCGUCAGUGUAUGCGUUCACGCUGA
Laccaria bicolor S238N-H82 is the source of this 324-nucleotide messenger RNA. RefSeq lists its product as uncharacterized. The record is from RefSeq and is a predicted model, not a curated record. The transcript is spliced from 4 exons. NCBI's taxonomy places the organism in Eukaryota, Fungi, Basidiomycota, Agaricomycetes, Agaricales, Hydnangiaceae. The coding region runs from base 1 to 324 and encodes 107 amino acids.